Messenger RNA from Sinocyclocheilus grahami, 800 nucleotides. RefSeq names its product microsomal glutathione S-transferase 3-like. The transcript is spliced from 6 exons. Gene Ontology annotation, cellular component: nuclear envelope; endoplasmic reticulum; membrane. The record is from RefSeq and is a predicted model, not a curated record. Lineage: Eukaryota; Metazoa; Chordata; Actinopteri; Cypriniformes; Cyprinidae. Gene Ontology annotation, molecular function: glutathione peroxidase activity; glutathione transferase activity. Bases 103 to 555 code for a protein of 150 amino acids.
GUUUGACCCUUUACCCGUAAGCGUCACAUUUACUACAUGAUCUUUGUUCUCUGGCCUCUGUCCUCCAGAUAACCAGCACAGAAGCACAGAACAGUCUAAAAGAUGGUGGUUUUGUCCAAAGAGUACGGCUAUGUGGCUCUAACCGGAGCGGCAUCGUUUCUCCUGAUGGCUCAUCUGUCUCAUGCUGUGGUGAAGGCUCGGAUUAAAUACAAUGUCCAGUAUCCGACAAUGUACAGUGAUGAUACAGAGACUGGUAACAAAUUCAACUGUAUCCAGCGAGCGCAUCAGAACACCGUUGAACUCUUGUCGCCAUUCCUGUUUCAUUUAUCUGUGGGAGGGAUUCAGCAUCCACGUCUGGCCAGCGUGUUGGGAAUGAUCUGGAUCGUCAGUCGGGUGCUGUACGCUCAUGGAUACUCUUCCGGAAAGCCCAAGAAGCGCCACCGUGGGUCGUUCGGUAUGGUUGCUUUGCUGGGUCUGUUUCUUUGCACGGUGAACACUGGGAGAACGCUGCUCGGAUGCAACUGUGGGUUGAAAUGGGUCAAAUGGCCCAAAUAAUAUAAACAGUGAAAACUAUGUUUACUAUUCUAAUUCUACAUUCUAUGAAGAUGACAAGAUAAAAAAACACCUUUAUUUUCUCUGUUGUGCAAAUUUAGAAAAACACUAGAGGCUCAUUUCUCACUGUAAGAAUCCAGUGUGUUCAUUUGUGUUUUAAAUAAACGGCACAGAAAUGACAAAGUUCAGUUCAGUUUUCCCUCAUAAAUUGCAUAGAAAUGACAUUAUUUGAAAAAUGCAUAUUAUAA